Messenger RNA from Elaeis guineensis (African oil palm), 3699 nucleotides. RefSeq lists its product as uncharacterized. Gene Ontology annotation, molecular function: tripeptide transmembrane transporter activity; dipeptide transmembrane transporter activity. Gene Ontology annotation, cellular component: membrane. NCBI's taxonomy places the organism in Eukaryota, Viridiplantae, Streptophyta, Magnoliopsida, Arecales, Arecaceae. Gene Ontology annotation, biological process: dipeptide transport; transmembrane transport. The record is from RefSeq and is a predicted model, not a curated record.
CUGUAAAAAAAGCCUUACGGAAAAAAUGCUGGCAACGGUAACGUAAAACCAACGGCUGUGAUCUAAAAGAUUCAAAAUGCCACGCUUACGCGGCAUCAUCUUGCGCACUGUUUAACAGUUUCAUAUUCGUUUUCUUUUUGUCCUGUAACCAUUCUCAGUUUUCGAACGACAGGACAGAGGGAGGGAGAGGAGGAGAGAGAUACGUAUAUAGAGAGACAUGGACGCCGGCCGGCCUAACGCCGGCCGGCCUAAGACCAGGCCGGCCACCGGCCGGUGGAAUGCUGCUUUCUUUGUCAUCGGGUUGGAGAUAGCGGAGAGGUCGGCGAACGCCGGCAUAGCCUCCAACUUGAUCACGUACCUGACGGGGCCCCUCGGCCAGUCGACGGCGGUGGCGGCUACCGCAGUGAACACAUGGUCGGGAGUGGCGUCGAUGCUUCCACUCCUCGGGGCGUUCAUCGCCGAUUCGUAUCUCGGCCGGUAUCGGACUAUUAUUCUUUCGUCCACCCUCUACCUUCUGGGAUUAAGCAUGCUGACGCUGUCCUCCAUGCUGCCAAAUCUCUUCCCUCCCAAUUGCGAUGGCGCCAAGGAUUCCACAGCUUGCCCACCAACUCGGUUCCAUGUCUUCGCCUUCUACUUCUCCCUCUAUGUGGUUGCACUCGCACAAGGUGGUCAGACACCUUCUGCAGUGGCAUUCGGAGCCGAUCAAUUCGACGAGGAUGACCCUGAGGAAUGCAAAGAUAAAAGCUCCUUCUUCAAUUGGUGGUACUUUGCGACUUGUGGUGGAUCGAAUUUUGCUAUGUUCAUAUUGAAUUAUGUCCAAGACAACAUUGGUUGGGCCCUUGCCUUUGGAAUUUCUGGCAUUGCCAUGGGGCUUGCUCUUGUUAUUUUCUUGACAGGGUCAAGAACAUACCGUCGCCAUCAGUUAGAACACACAAGUCCCUUCACCGCAAUCUUUGAAGCUUGCAUCACAUUGAUUGGCAGACGGCAAUCACUUCCACUUGAUACAUCUAAAGAUGAAGCAAGAGAGGCAUUACUUGCACAUGCAGCCCAUCGAUCCAAGUUUUCUCAUGGUUCUAAUGAAGAGAGUGUAAAUGAUGAGGACAGUCAAGUGGAGGAGGUGAAGGGUUUGCUCCGGUUGUUCCCUAUUUGGGCAAGCUGCUUAUUUUAUUCUGUUGCUCUCUGUCAGUCGUCCACAUUUUUUACCAAGCAAGGUAGCACCUUGGAUAGGACCAUAGGAACAAGCUUCCAAGUACCACCUGCAGCGCUGCAGGGCUUCAUUGGUCUCUCCAGUGUUGCCUUUGUUCCGAUCUAUGAUUGUGUCAUUGUACCAAUUGCCAGAAAAUUUACCGGAAAGACAUCAGGCAUCACAAUGCUUCAAAGAAUUGGCACGGGUUUGGCUCUUUCAACGAUUACGACAGUGGCAGCAGCUCUGAUAGAGAUGAAGAGGCUCAAAACUGCUAGAGAUUUUGGGCUGGUUGAUCAGCCCAAUGCUACCAUUCCUAUGAGCAUUUCAUGGAUGAUUCCUGAAUAUGUUAUGUAUGGGAUGACAACCAUGUUAACGCUCGCCGGUUUGCAAGAAUUCUUCUAUGAUCAAGUGCCCGAGACAUUGAGAAGCCUGGGGCUUGCUCUUUUCCUCAGCAUCCUUGGAAUUGGUAACUUUGCUAGUGGUUUUCUCGUCUCGGUGAUAGAAAAAGUGACAAGAAAGAGAGGGGGGGAGAGCUGGUUCUCUGACAACUUAAAUCGUGCGCAUCUUGAUUACUUCUAUUGGCUUCUUGCUGGUAUCAGUGCUAUAGAAUUCAUCAUCUACCUCUACUUCGCAAGAUCCUAUGUGUACAAGAGGAAAAGAACUGUCAUGACUCCCAUGCUCCGUGCCAUGGCACAGCGGAUGCGUGCAACCGUGCAUAUGGAGGAAGAGAUGGAGAUCGAGCCACUCGGCAACGACGACGGUCCCAUGAAAGCCGACGAUCCCGGCCGUCCGAUCUCCAGAUCCACCACCGGCGGGUGGACCGCCGCCCUCUUCAUAUUGGGGGUGGAGAUAGCGGAGAGGUCGGCGCGCUUCGGUGUGUCGUCGAAUCUGAUCAGCUAUCUGACGGGACCGCUCGGGGAGUCGAUGGCGGCGGCGGCGACGGCGGUGAACGUGUGGUCCGGGGUGUCGUUCAUGCUGCCGCUGGUGGGGGCGUUCAUCGCCGACUCCUAUCUGGGACGUUAUCGGACCAUCGUACUCUCCUCGCUCCUCUACCUUCUGGGACUAGGCAUGCUGACCCUCUCCUCCAUGCUGCCGACUCUCAAUCCUUCUGAAUGCAAUGAUAGCACAGAUCUUACAGCUUGCCCCCAGCUGCUUCGAUUCCAAGCAAUAGUCUUCUACUUCUCCCUGUAUCUGUUUGCAUUUGCGCAAGGUGGCCAUAGACCAUGUGUUCAAGCAUUCGGAGCCGAACAAUUCGAUGAGAAUAAUCCGGAGGAAUGCAAGGCCAGAAGCUCCUUCUUCAAUUGGUGGAAUUUUGGAGUGUUCGCAACAAUCUUAGUCACUAACCUAGCAUUGAACUAUAUACAAGACAAUAUCGGUUGGACCCUCGGAUUUGGAAUUCCAUGGAUCUUUAUGGGCGUAUCUCUCACCAUUUUCUUGCUUGGAACCAAAUUUUAUCGCUAUCAUCUAAUAGAAGACAAAAAUCCCUUGGCUAAGAUCCGGAAAGCAUGUGUCACACUAAUUAGCAGUUGGCAGAGGACAUCAUUCGCCACAUCAAAAAAUGGAGAAGGAGAAGCACUUCUUCCACAUGCAUCUCAACAUACCAAGCACUCUCAUUAUUCUCAACAUGAAAGCAUAAACGGUGUAGGUCAAGUAGAGGAAGCCAAAGGAUUGCUCCAAUUGUUUCCUAUAUGGGCAACCUGCUUAACUUCUGCUAUCGUUACUGCUCAGGCGCCGACACUAUUUACCAAGCAAGCCAGUACAUUGGAUAGGAGAAUAGGGACUAGCUUCCAAGUGCCACCAGCAGCACUAUUGAGCUUCACCCAAAUCACCGUCAUCGCAUUCAUUCCAAUCUAUGAUCGAGUCAUUGUACCAAUAGCUAGAAAUUUUACAGGACUGCUGACGGGCAUCACCAUGCUUCAACGAAUCGGCACGGGAAUGCUCCUCUCGGUGAUCACAAUGGUGGUAGCAGCUCUGAUAGAGAUGAAGAGGCUUGAAACAGCUAGAGAUUUUGGGUUGGUUGACAUGCCCGGUGUUGCCAUUCCGAUGAGCAUGUGGUGGUUGCUUCCUCCAUAUGUUCUCGAUGGGAUUACGUUUGUCUUUGUGUUUGUUGGGUUGCAAGAAUUCUUCUAUGACCAAGUACCCGGUGAAAUGAGAAGCCUUGGGCUCGCUUUAUAUGCAAGCGUCGUUGGCACUGGUGAGUUGCUUAGGUUUCUUAUCUCUGUGAUCGACAAGGUGACAGGUAGCACAGGAGAGAGCUGGUUCUCUGACAGUAACUUGAACCGUGCGCAUCUUGAUUACUUCUAUUGUCUCCUUGCUGGACUCAGUUCAAUACAACUAGGACUCUAUCUCUGCGCUGCACAAUCCUAUGUAUAUAAGAAAAAAGUGACAAUCGCAGUAGUGUGAUUAAUUACUUGCUCUUUGUUUCGCAAUAGACAUGAUUGAUUUUGUAAUCUUUAUAACAAGAUCAUAAUCCUUCAUCAUAUGAAUAGGUUCUCUAUUGGGAUAAUUCAAAC